GCCCGACGGGGGGGGGGGAGAGGGGUGCAACCUCGAGAACGCGCACGUACGCACGUCCACGACGCCCCGCCGAGCGCUUUAUCUUCGGCGCCCCCGGACGCCUGUUGCGUGACAGAGAACAGCGCGGCCGAGCCCGUCCGGCGUGCGCGUCCGCGGGAGUGGAGCGGCGAGAGGGGCUGAGCGGGUGUCUGUCUGUGCUUGUAAACAGCUGGGCCCGGCGGGGAGAGGGACGGACCGAGCCGAACCGGCACCAGCAGCAGCACCAGCGGCGGCGGGCCGGGACGCGUGGGCCUGGCAGGCAGGGGUGCAAGGGCGUCUGAGCUGAGCUGAGCCGGGCCGAGCCCAGCCGCCUGGUCCGGAGCGACCCGACACAGUGGGGACUCGAGUCCCGGAGGACGCCGGCUCGCCCCCGGAUCUCACUCCCUUCCCACUCGUUCAUCCGAACGGACCCCGGAACGGGGGGGCAGGAGGCCGAGACCCCCGGACGAACGCGUAGGGCGCCCCACUUCCCCCGCCAUGGCCGCCGUCACGACCGGCGAGGACCCCGACAUGCCGGACAACCACCGGGAGAGCUGGCGGGCCCUAGUUCUGGCGGCGGAGGCGCACGCCCAGAAGACGGGCUGCGAGGUGGCCCUGGUCACGGCCCGGAAGAAGUUCCGGCCGGUGGGGGCGGAGUCGGGGGCGGGGGAGGGGCGCGCCGAGUUCGCCUACCAGGUGUGGGGGCGGGGCCAGCUGGGGGAGGCGGCGCGCCGUUACCUGGACGACAUCGCCGUGCUCCACAGCGCCUCCCUGGUGACGGCGCACCGGCAGACGCGCCGGCCAGGGGACACCCCCGCGGUGAGCACACCGAGACGACACAUGAACCCCUCUCUCUCUCAGUGCAGUGUUCAUGUACUGGAGUGUCCAUGUGUGAGAGGGGCUCUGACUGGGGCGUGUGUCUCUGCAGGCGUCUUCUCGAUGGACGAGGACUCGGUGUCGCGGGACUGCGAGCCCUUCUUCGAGUCGGACGGCGAGGAGGAGAGCACGGACGGCUCCCUCAGCGAGGACGCGCCGGCGCCCCCCAGGGCCGUCGCCGUAGGGAUGAGCUCGCUGUCAGCCCGCGCGGCCGCGGCGCCCCCGCUGGCCCGCUCGCUCCCCGUCUCGGUGCCAGUGUGGGCGUUCAGGGCAGGGCGCCCCUCCCACGGGGACAGUCACAGCGGCGAACGAGUGAGUGAGCCGGCCGUGAACCCCAAUACCCCAAAACCCCAGUGUUAAUGUCCUGGAGUGUCC
Lepisosteus oculatus (spotted gar) is the source of this 1269-nucleotide messenger RNA. The record is from RefSeq and is a predicted model, not a curated record. Lineage: Eukaryota; Metazoa; Chordata; Actinopteri; Semionotiformes; Lepisosteidae.